UUCCUUCGAUUUUCUUCCGCUGCAUGUGACAGUCUUCCUCGCUUUCAUGGCGCGGCACCAGCAGCCCUCUGUUUCGGUGGGCGGCAGCGGCGACCGUUGCUGCCGCUCUUCAAAUCAGACCCGGCAAGUCACUCUUUCCCGUGCCACCAACCAGAGACUAUCCCACCAUCUCACCACCCGAACUUUUCGCGCCAUGCCCCAUGCCUGAUCCCCGAUGUGUGCCUCUCCGCCGUGCGCUCUCCGCCGUGCGCUCUCCGCCGUGCGCCUCUCCGCCAUGCCACUGCCCGCCUCCCCCUCACCGCGCGCUCUUCCCGCCAGACCCCUCUCGGCUUCCCCCUAACUCGCACUAAGCCCCUGCCAACGACCCCUCCCUAGUCGCGGGCUCUUCCCGCAUUGCUCGCUCUCCCCCUAGUCGCGCGCUGUCCGCACCACUCCCCCCCCCGCCAAGUCUUCCGCCAUGCCUCCCUCCGCCUUCCCUUAGCUGCGCACUUCCGCCGCAAUGCAACUCCCCGCUUCCCCCUGGCUGCGCGCCGUCCUGGGACUCUCCGCCGCUCUUGCGCUCGCCUGCCUCUACGCCGCCGUCUCCUCCCCCUCCGCCUCCGUCCUCUCCGCAUUUCUCCCCCGUGGUGGCGCUGCUAGCGGCGCACAGCAGGGCGCUGCAGCGGCGGGUGCAGGAGAUGAGGGCGCGGGCGGAGAGCGAGCAGCGCUGGAUGGACGGCGCUGCCAGGGACGCCCUGCAGUGACGCCCUCCUGUGUCGUUACACCCAUCACCACCACCAUCACCACCACCACCACCACCACCACCACCACCACCACCACCACCACACCACCACCACCACCACCACCACCACCACCACCACCACCACCACCACCACCACCACCACCACCACCACCACCACCACCACCACCACCACCACCACCACCACCACCACCACCACCACCACCACCACCACCACCACCACCACCACCACCACCCACCCGAGCUGCGUUGGCGAGUGUGGAGGAGGCGGUGGGGUCGUGCAUGGACCUCUACUUCCUGGCGGACGCGCAGCAGACGCAGUUCCACAUAGCGUCGCAGCUGCUACAGCAGGCGGACCGGGAGGUGGAGCUGCGGCAGUUCAUGCUGGCGCAGCUGCGCGCCCUGGACGACCGCAGGGAGUGGUGGGCCGUGCUCAACCUCACCGCAGAGGAGGCCAGUGAGAAGCUCAAGACCAUGGCUGACGGGGAAGACAAGACCAAGCUGUCCGACUUCCUCUUCUGGUACCUGCCCUUCCGCUCCUGGUUCGACUCGGAGGGCCCCGACCACCCCAAGGCUGUCGCACACGUGGAGCAGCAGCGCGCUGAGCUGGCAGCCGCCACAUCAGCCGCCAUGGCAGCAGAGGCGACCCUGAACGCCACGCAGGUGCGGCUGUGGGAGGAGUGCGGGCUGCACCUGCCCCACGGCAACUGGACCGAGGAGCAGAGCGCUCUCCUCCAGCGAUACGCCGCUGUUGCCAACGCGUCCGGAUGCACCGAACAGUGCGUGGACUGGGAGGCUAUUUACCCCGAGUACGAGUCAAAACCGGGGCUGGUUGCCCCGAAGCAGGUGUGGCAGAAGCUGCCCGAGCACUACCCGGACCCCAAGGCGAACCUCUCCUUCCUCCUGACUUACACCGGCCGUGCCGACCGUGUAAAACCGCUAGUGCACCGCCUGUACGCGUGCACCAAGGGCAUGCGCGGCGAGGGGGCGCUCCCGGGAAUCCGCGCAGAGCUGUUCGUGAGCGUGGUGGACCCCGACGCGACGCUGGAGGCGUGGAUGCACAUGUGGAACGAGACGGACGAGGGCAUAUUCGUGGUGCCCGUGCUGCCGCGCUUGGGCGCCGACCCCCUGAUGCUGAACGACCUGGCGCGCAUGGCGCGCGGGCGCCUGCUGGUGCUGCUGCACGGGGACGCGCUGCCCCCCGCUGACUGCCGCUGGCUGCAGGACGUGCUGGACGCCUUCGCCGCGUGGCCGCGCCUGGCACUGGCGGGGUACCGCACCGAUGACAUGCCGGUGCGGCGAGUGGACCAGGUGGGGAAGACGGCAGCUGCUGGGGAGAGUGUGCGGUUCUGGAGGGGGUUUGCAGAGGAGCGCGAGAGGGGGGGCGGCGGGAGUGGGGGAGGGAAGGGAGUAGGGGAUGGGGGGAAGGUGGCUUGGAAGGACCCGGAGAGCGGUGUGCCAAUGCACUUCACGGGGCUGGUGACAGGGUACCCGGUGGUGGUGAGGAGGGCGGUGCUGGAGGAGGUGGGGUGGCUGGACGAGGCGGACGACAGGCAGGGGCACACGGCGAUUAUGACUGACUGGCACCUGUGCUCGCGCAUGUGGCUCUCAGGCUACCAGGUGGCGCGCCUGCAGCUGCGCGUGGGCGAGGGGGACCCCGGCGACUUGGCCACGAUCCCGCGAUCGCAGCACCGCCACGCGCUACCAGGGCUGGGCUCGCAUGGUGAGGGGAAUGGCCGGGCGGACUAUGGGGAGUACGAUGCAGCACUUGCGGAGUACCAUGAUGAUAUUGUGAAGGAGGUUGCGAGAUUGAAUUCCUUGUUGCUUCCCAAUGAUUAGCAUCAUCCCUCCAUGGGGCCUUCCAGUCUGCUUUGAGGCACAACUUGAGUAAGGAAUGGCUGCGAUUCACAUGUGAUGAUGCUCCACAGGCACAAAAGCUACGCUUGAAACCCUGAGAAUGAAUGCCUCCCCUAAGCAAGUCAAGGGCAGGAAGACUGGCAAGUCAUCUCAUUACUCAAUGCUGAGAUUACGUCGGUUGGUGUCUUGCCGGCAUUCCUGCCCCUGAUGCUGACUCUGGUGGAGUAGCCACGCUGAAAGGCUCAAUCCCCGCAACCGCUUGUAUCCACCAUGUUAUGAAUGGGACUGCCAAGUAGCACGGAGGGCAAUGGCGAAACUGUGAACGAGUGAAUGACAAUAAAAUGAAAGACAAUAC
This is a messenger RNA of Closterium sp. NIES-67, 2951 nucleotides long. The record is from the annotation of a GenBank genome assembly. Lineage: Eukaryota; Viridiplantae; Streptophyta; Zygnematophyceae; Desmidiales; Closteriaceae.